Radiomyces spectabilis is the source of this 648-nucleotide messenger RNA. Its product is annotated as 40S ribosomal protein S18. The transcript has 3 exons. Gene Ontology annotation, molecular function: RNA binding; structural constituent of ribosome. Lineage: Eukaryota; Fungi; Mucoromycota; Mucoromycetes; Mucorales; Radiomycetaceae. Gene Ontology annotation, biological process: translation. Bases 83 to 547 code for a protein of 154 amino acids. The record is from RefSeq and is a predicted model, not a curated record. Gene Ontology annotation, cellular component: cytosol; small ribosomal subunit; ribosome.
UGUCCCGUCCGCCCGAGGUGGGCCUCCAUAGGAGGAUACCGUGUAAAAACGUGGAUCUUUCUCUUUUCCCUGCUUCAUCGUCAUGUCGCUUGUUGUCCCUGAGAGGAAUCAAUUCCAACACAUUAUCCGUCUUCUCAACACCAACGUUGACGGCAAGAACAAGAUCACCAUUGCUUUGACCUCGGUCAAGGGUGUUGGUCGUCGUUUCGCCAACAUUGCCUGCAAGAAGGCUGAUGUUGACCUUAACAAGAGAGCCGGUGAAUGCACCAACGAAGAAUUGGAGCGCAUCGUCACCAUUCUCCAGAACCCCGCUCAGUACAAGAUUCCCAACUGGUUCCUCAACAGACAAAAGGAUAUCAUUGACGGCAAGUACUCUCAAGUCAUCUCCAACGUUCUUGACACCAAGAUGCGUGAAGAUCUUGAACGCUUGAAGAAGAUCCGCAACCACCGUGGUCUCCGUCACUUCUGGGGUCUCCGUGUCCGCGGUCAACACACCAAGACUACCGGUCGUCGCGGCAGAACCGUCGGUGUGUCCAAGAAGAAAUAAGUAAGUCGCGUUCUUUAUAUCCAAAGAAAGAAAGAAGGCCAGGAGCAAGCAACAUAGGAAAUGAUGAAUUUAUAAUCAUUAACCUUAUCUACAUUGUCCGA